CUUCAAAGAGUACCAAGCGCUGUGAUGCGUUACGCGGGUUGAAUCAAACGUGUCUACAUUUCCUUAUUUAAAGAAUUAAUUGAUUUGUUAAAUAGCUAAUCAACUGAGCGAUAAGUGAUGUGUUUCGGCACACUGGGAUGGUCUGCGGGACCCACGGUGCCACUCGAGAUAAUUUACUUUCAGUUUGCCCAGAAGGAAGUUAGCGCAGAUUAGACUGUGAGGCUGGAUGUGUGAUCAUGGAGGCCAGAGGUGAUGAAGAGGUUGCAGAAAGCCAAAAUAAUCGGCCAUCUAACGCUAAUGUUUGUCCCUCCGAGUCCAGAGAUGAGAGGUCCAAUGUGUCUCCAGAAAACAUGGAUGUGGAUGAAGAGGGUUUGUUCAUACACUCCACCACUCUGACCAACAAGCAGCGUGGGAAUGAGGUUACAGUGCGCCCAGCAACACUAGACUCUCUGUCCAUACACCAGCUGGCGGCGCAAGGCGAGGUUUCACAAGUGGCUGCACACCUGAGUAAAGACAGCUCACUGCUCAGCAAACAGGACGAGCGGGGUUUCACGCCUCUCAUGUGGGCAGCAGCGUUUGGAGAAAAAGCAAUGGUGGAUUUUCUCUUGGAAAAGGGCGCAGACCCCAAAACAAUAGCGAGGGAGCGGGAGAGCGCUCUGACACUGGCCAGCUCUGGAGGUUACGUGGACAUUGUUGAGUCUCUCCUCAGACAUGGAGUAGACAUUAACACCUAUGACUGGAACGGUGGAACUCCUCUUCUCUAUGCUGUCCGAGGGAACCACAUCAAGUGUGUGGAGGCACUCCUAGCCAAAGGAGCAGACAUGACCAUUGAGUCUGACUCUGGCUACAGUCCGAUGGCCUUAGCUGUUGCCCUUGGACACAAAAAGAUUCAGAAAGUGUUGGAGGACCAUAUUCUGAAACUCUACAAGCCACCCACAUGACACUAGGACGCUCUGACGCAGCUGAUCUCAGAUCUACGACCAGCUGUCACCGGUGGUGAGAUGACUGAGAUGUCUGUCACUAUAACAAGUCAUUGUAAUAGACUGGUUCAUAUGCAGUGACAUUAACACUGGGUAAACUACAUGUUUUUUUAGAAAUGGUUUAUUCCAUUAAUGCAUUACAUUGUAUGUAUUACAGUGUACAAAAACUUGUAAUGCAACGUUGAGCAGCAGAAAUUAUUUUGUUUGGCUGAAGGACAGCAAAAAAGGAUUGUAAACAUGUUUUAAUAAAAAAUAUUUUUAUA
Messenger RNA from Epinephelus lanceolatus (giant grouper), 1243 nucleotides. It is a transcript of the gene rfxank, whose product is annotated as regulatory factor X-associated ankyrin-containing protein. Gene Ontology annotation, biological process: positive regulation of transcription by RNA polymerase II. Lineage: Eukaryota; Metazoa; Chordata; Actinopteri; Perciformes; Serranidae. Gene Ontology annotation, cellular component: nucleus. Gene Ontology annotation, molecular function: protein binding. The record is from RefSeq and is a predicted model, not a curated record.